Messenger RNA from Acomys russatus (golden spiny mouse), 3016 nucleotides. It is a transcript of the gene Cdh13, whose product is annotated as cadherin 13. Gene Ontology annotation, cellular component: catenin complex; adherens junction; plasma membrane. The coding region runs from base 211 to 2352 and encodes 713 amino acids. NCBI's taxonomy places the organism in Eukaryota, Metazoa, Chordata, Mammalia, Rodentia, Muridae. The transcript is spliced from 14 exons. Gene Ontology annotation, biological process: cell morphogenesis; multicellular organism development; adherens junction organization. Gene Ontology annotation, molecular function: cadherin binding; calcium ion binding. The record is from RefSeq and is a predicted model, not a curated record.
UUUAUGAAGGAAUCCGUCUUGUAAAGCCAUUGGUCCUGGUCAUCAGCCGCUACCCAAUGCUUUCGCGAUGCUGCCGCUGAUCUAUUUGGGAAGUUGGCUGGCUGGCGAGGCAGAGCCUCUCCUCAAAGGCUGGCUCCCACGGAAAAUAUGCUCAGUGCAGCCGCGUGUGUGAAUGCAAACGCCGCCAGGCGCUUCUUCUAGUCAGGCAAGAUGCAGCCAAGAACUCCGCUCGCCUUGUGCGUCCUGCUGUCCCAGGUGCUCCUGGUAACAUCUACAGGUGAUUUGGACUGCACACCCGGAUUCCAGCAGAAAGUGUCGCACAUCUACCAGCCAGCGGAAUUCAUUGAGGACCAGCCCGUCCUAAACUUGACCUUCACCGACUGCAAGGGCAAUGAGAAGCUGCACUAUGAAGUCUCCAGCCCACACUUUAAGGUGAACAGCAAUGGCACCUUGGUCGCUCUCAGAAACAUAACUGCAGUGGGCAGGACCCUGUUUGUCCAUGCGAGGACUCCUCACGCUGAAGAUAUGGCUGAACUUGUGAUCGUCGGGGGGAAAGACAUCCAGGGAUCCUUGCAGGAUAUUUUUAAAUUUGCAAGGACAUCUCCUGUCCCAAGACAAAAGAGGUCCAUUGUGGUGUCUCCCAUCCUGAUCCCAGAGAACCAGAGACAGCCCUUCCCCAGAGAUGUUGGCAAGGUAGUCGAUAGUGACAGACCUGAAGGGUCCAAGUUCCGGCUCAGUGGGAAGGGAGUGGAUCAAGAGCCCAAAGGAAUUUUCAGAAUCAAUGAGAACACGGGCAGCGUCUCCGUGACACGGACCCUGGACAGAGAAACGAUCGCUACUUAUCAACUGUUUGUGGAGACCACGGAUGCCAGUGGCAAAACUCUGGAGGGGCCAGUGCCUCUGGAAAUCAUUGUGAUUGAUCAGAAUGACAACAGGCCCAUCUUCCGGGAAGGCCCUUACAUUGGCCACGUCAUGGAAGGAUCCCCGACAGGGACCACAGUGAUGCGGAUGACAGCGUUUGAUGCAGAUGACCCGGCCACUGACAAUGCCCUCCUGCGGUACAACAUCCGUCAGCAGACGCCUGACAAGCCAUCUCCCAACAUGUUCUACAUCGAUCCUGAGAAAGGAGACAUUGUCACCGUGGUGUCACCUGCGCUGCUGGACCGGGAGACUCUGGAAAAUCCCAAGUAUGAACUGAUCAUCGAGGCUCAAGACAUGGCAGGACUGGACGUUGGAUUGACAGGCACAGCCACAGCAACCAUCGUGAUUGAUGACAAAAAUGAUCACUCUCCAAAGUUUACCAAGAAAGAGUUCCAAGCCACAGUGGAGGAAGGAGCUGUGGGGGUUAUUGUCAACUUGACAGUGGAAGACAAAGACGACCCCACAACAGGUGCAUGGAGAGCUGCGUACACCAUUAUCAAUGGAAAUCCCGGGCAGAGCUUCGAAAUCCACACCAACCCACAGACCAACGAGGGCAUGCUCUCUGUGGUCAAGCCCCUGGACUAUGAGAUCUCUGCCUUUCACACCCUGCUGAUCAAAGUGGAAAACGAGGACCCACUGGUGCCCGACGUCUCCUAUGGCCCCAGCUCCACGGCCACUGUCCACAUCACAGUCCUGGAUGUCAAUGAGGGUCCGGUCUUCUACCCAGACCCCAUGACAGUGACCAAACGGGAGAAUAUCUCUGUGGGCAGCGUGCUGCUGACAGUGAACGCCACAGACCCGGACUCCCUGCAACAUCAGACCAUCAGGUACUCCAUUUACAAAGACCCAGCAGGCUGGCUGAAUAUCAACCCCAUCAACGGAACCGUCGACACCACAGCUGUGUUGGAUCGGGAGUCCCCAUUUGUCCACAACAGUGUGUACACAGCCCUGUUCCUGGCCAUCGACAGUGGCAACCCACCCGCGACAGGCACUGGGACUCUGCUGAUAACCCUGGAGGACGUAAAUGACAACGCGCCCUUCAUUUACCCAACGGUGGCUGAAGUCUGUGAUGAUGCCAAAAACCUCAGUGUGGUCAUUCUGGGAGCUUCCGACAAGGACCUUCAUCCCAAUACAGACCCCUUCAAGUUCGAGAUCCAUAAGCAGACGGUCCCUGAUAAAGUCUGGAAGAUCUCCAAAAUCAACAACACCCACGCCCUCGUGAGCCUUCUUCAGAAUCUGAACAAGGCGAACUACAACCUGCCCAUCAUGGUGACAGAUUCAGGGAAGCCACCCAUGACGAACAUCACAGACCUCAGGGUGCACGUGUGCUCUUGCAAGAACUCCAAAGUGGACUGCAACGCGGCGGGGACCCUGCACCUCAGCCUCAGCUUGCUGCUGCUCUUCUCGCUCCUCAGCUUAUCGGGUCUGUGAGAAUGCCACAUCUGAAGCUUGACUCCCAAGUUGCCAUAGCAACAAGAAAAAGAAAAAAACAGGAAAAAAAAAAAGUCUAUCCAAAUCUGAAGAUUGCCGUUUACAGCUCUCAAACUUCACAACCAGGCCUCAAUUGUUCCACAUCCUCCUUUUCUUUGCAAUUUCAUUUAAUCUGUACCUCACUAUUUGACAGCAUCUUCCUUCCUCCUUUGAUUAAUGGAACCCUCUGGAUUUGCCCUGAAUGUUUAAAGACCAUGCGUGUCUCUGGACCUUCGGGAGCAGGAACGAUGACUAGCUUUUCUGAUGCGUCGACACAUUGCUAGCCAGCACUCCACCCAUGCAGCCACGCAGUGGGUUCGUGUCUGUACGUGGAUGGGUAUCUGUCUGUGUGUAUACCCAGUAUUUAUGUAGAAGACGGCAGGAGCCGCCUGCUUUUGUUAAACAGAGGAGGUGGAAGCUCGGAUGGCUGAGCCCUCCAUCCAAGGGCAGUUAGUCCACUGAGCUGUCACUCACUUGUGUAGCAAAGCUGCAUCUCCAGGGGCCUGCUCAGUCCAACCGCUGAAUGCUGACCGACCAGCCAGGCAGGUCCAGGGGGUUGGGGGUGGGGAAAGGGCAAGGGCUGCCACCACUUCCCAGUACCAUGAAAUGCCAUGGCUUGACGUCC